Messenger RNA from Spodoptera exigua (beet armyworm), 2725 nucleotides. NCBI's taxonomy places the organism in Eukaryota, Metazoa, Arthropoda, Insecta, Lepidoptera, Noctuidae. The record is from the annotation of a GenBank genome assembly.
CCAAACACCAAGAAAAAUGACAUAAGUGUGGCAUUGCAGUAAAAUGCAUAAAGAUUUAUGCGCGUAAUUUAAAAUAUUGUAUAUAUGUAUUGGGCAACAAGAAUAAUUAUAUUUGUUCAACGAAUAACAGCAGUGCAAGUACAAUACUAUUUCGGCCGCUAUAUCAUGUCCUAGUGAAGGAUCAGUAAUGGGGCGCAAAGAGUCCCUCGAGCAAUGAGAGUGCGGUCGCGGGCGGACGCGUGGCGCGCGCUGCGGCGGCGCUGGCUGGCGGGCGGCGUGCUGGCCGCCGUGACGCUGGCCGUGCUGGCGCCGCGCCUCGGCGCGCCCGGAGGCAACUACUGCAUGCUCAUUCAGUAGAUCAUACACCGUAUUGCACUCCGCCAUGCGGGCUGCGCGCGGAGUACUCGGCGUGGCUGCUGGUCGGGUACGUGCACUACUGUGCCGGCCGGAGCCAGGCCGGGCCCCGCGGCGGGGCCCCUGCCGGGCCACGCGCCGGGGCCCCUGCCUGGCUCCUCGUGCGGCCCAGCCGCGCCCAGGCGGCCUGCGUGCUGCACGCGCACGUGGUGUCGCCUGCGCUGGCGGCCGCAGUGGUCAGUACAUUCACGGAUGGCGUGGACUACAGGAUCACGCAGGGCGUGAUGCUGUGGUCGCGCGGCGGGGGCUGCGCGUGGCUGGCGGCGGCGCUGGGCGCGCGCGGGGCGGGGCCCUGCUGCGCCGCGCUCUACGCCGCCUCGCUGCUGGCCGAGCCGCUACACUCCUGGCUGCUGUGUGGACGCGCGACUCUGCCUUCGCUGGCGGGCGUGGUGGUCACGCUGUGCACGGUGGCGGCGCCCUUCGCAGUGGGCGCGAUGGUGUCGGCGAACGGCCAGCGACCGGCCUGUAGGGGCCCGGGUUGCAGGGGCCCGGGCUGCAGGGGCCCGGAAUGCAAGGGGCCGGCGCGCAGCGUGCAGCUGGCGGCUCUGGCGCUGCUGUAUGCGGAGUGCUGCGAGCGAUUAUGUGACGCGGAGGCCAUUGUGUACCUGGGGGACGUGCUGGCCGCCUUCCUACUAGAACUGGUCUGCGUGGUGGUGUCGGCGGCGUGGUGCGCGGGGUACUGGCGCGCCGGCCUGCUGUCGGCGGCCGAGGCGCGGCUGGUGGCGCAGUGCGCGCUGCCGCGCUCGCUCGAUACUCGGUGGGGGCUGGCGUGUGCGGCGCCGGGUAUGUGCCGGCUGCCGGCCGUGUUCGUAGCGCCCACGCAGACGCUGCUGCUGGCGGCGCUCGGCCCCGACUGCGCUGACUGCGCUGACUGCGACGGCUGCGACGACUGUGACGGCUGUAAGGAGCGUGCAAUGGAGUCCAGUACAUCAUGAAGGAGUCCGCUCGCAUGGCACCUCCAGUAGAAAGACCAAUAGAAUACUCAUAUAACAACACGACUGGUACUGUGGCCUUAGAGUUAGCCUUAUAGUGGUGUGCUAAAUAAAUACGAUACGAAAGUAUUUGAAUAAUGGGAACAAUUUAAAAUGUUUCUUCAGCUCGCUUUGAGUGAUAUUGUAGGUUUUAAAGGGCGAUGCACCAUUUGCAACAUAUUUGUACAACGAAUGCUAUGUAUUAGAUCGGGGCGACCAUGAUACCCUGACCACUUGAAGUAGCAGGUGCGCUUCGUCUUCGCACCAGCACGGGUACCCAAUAUUAACAUUUGUAAUUGGCUAAUUGUGCCUCGGCAGUCGUUCGGUCCUUAUUUAUUUGAUAUCCACGUAGCGGACGUCGGCGGGCGCCUCCAUACAUCCAGGCUCUGAUGCUAUGCGAAUGAUAUAGUUUGUGCCACUAUGCAUGUCAAGUUCAAUCAGGUCGAGAAACCGUGCAGUGCUUACCAGUAACUCAUACGUUAGCCGACCUUGUACUUGCGCAAUACUGUCGGUGACUUGGCCAUCCAUUAGUUAGUUAAUUAGCUUUGACACACGAGUACCUAUUUAUUAAAAUAAUCUAUAUUUUACUCGCUCUUACCAAUCGCAGUGUAGAGUGCCCUCCACCUAGGACUGAUGAUAUCCACAGGACGGCUGACAGUAGUUGGAUGAGAAGAGCUGAAUACCGAGCUCAAUAGCGUGAAGUUGGGGAGGCCAAGUCUAGCAGUGGACGGAAUCAGGCUGAUCAUGUAGUUAAAAUAAUAAAUAUAUUUUUUUACAUCUAGUAAGAAAUUUCCUGGCCUGCUGUGCGUCUCAGAUAUGGAACCAUAUGAUUAAAAAUGAUUUAUAGUUGUAGAAACGUCUGUUUGAAAUAAUAGAUUCCUCUUGCCCAUCAGUCCACGUGUUACCGUGAACUGAAUACAGGAGAAUGCCUCGAGUCUCGCUCCUCUACUGCGAACUCUCGGCAGAUGUUGACUCGAGUCAACACCUAGUAGUUCUCUACUGAGAUAAAUUAUAUUACUGUAGUAUUCGUUGACAUUUUAAUGCCGCCUUUACUUGCGCCUUGUUCUUCAAUAAUGUGUAAUAAUGCGCGCAAGCAGAAAUUUUCAUAACAAUAUUCCAGCAUAAUUUUUGUAAGUCGAGUGUCGAGUACCACUUAGUACCAGCCAAUAUAUUAGAUAAUCCAAAAUUAUGAUAACGACUAUCAAUUUCAAUUCUAUGUUUUAUUUCAAGCACACACUCCAAUGUUUAUAGCUACUAGGACUAGCGCUAGAAUAUAAUAUAUUAGAUGUAAGUCCUCCAUGUUCUGUAAUAAAUGAGUCUAUUAAAGUGAUAUUAAAUUA